GUUCGUGCAGGUAGAGAGGUGCGUGCUAGUACUGUCCAGCAUUUGCGUCGGUGUGGCGUUCUGGCUUGUGAUUGGCAUAACUUCUGAGCAGCUGCAGUUCUGGACAGCAGCAACAGGCUUUUGAAGUCAUGUCUGAACGUAAGAGAUAUGAAUGCUCAUUCCUGCCGCAUGGCUGGAAGCGUGAAGAGCUCAGCAGGAAGUCAGGUAUCUCAGCUGGCAAAAUCGAUGUGCUCUACUACAGUCCAUCUGGGAAGAAGUUCCGCACCAAGCCCGAGCUAGCCCGUGCCCUGGGCAACUCUGUCGACCUUACCUACUUUGACUUUCAAACUGGCAAAAUGUCCAAUGUCAAGAAGGAUCUGCGCUUGAAAAAGACGUCUCAAGUCGAUUAUGGGCGCGGGAUCCGCAGUGACGCGCUGCUCAUGCCGCCCAUCCGUCAGACGGCAUCCAUCUUCAAGCAGCCGAUCACGCUGGUGAAAAACUUCCCCGACGGCAAGGUCAAGACCGACCACAAGCACGGGCAACAGGAGAAACCCAAACAGCUCUUCUGGGAGAAGAGCCUGCAGGGGCUGCGCGCUUGCGACAUCUCAGAACAGCAGCUGCUGAACGUGCAGUUGCCCAAGGCGCUGCGUCACAUCGGCCCCAACACGGACGACGCGGUGGCUCUGCAGUCGCUGGCUACGGCGCUGCAUUCGGGCAGCACGCCGAUUACUGGCCAGGCAGCCGCCCGGCAGGCGCUAGAAAAGAACCCCGGCGUCUUUAUGAACCCCCAGCAACCACUCGUGCAGAGCAUCAGCAUCACGGAGGAGGACGUGCGGCUACAGGAGGAACGUGUCUGUCGCGCCCGGAAGACCCUGGAGAACGCCUUGGGCGCCCUGCGCCCCUAGACUGCGCCGUUCGUGCCUCCAGCGCCCGGCCACGUGCCGCCGGAAAAGUCUCUCAAGAGGAGCUCUUCCCUCAUAAAGCCGCGCCGCGUGGGCGUGCCCGGCGCCGCCGUUGUGGCAGUUUGCAGUUGCGGAGGUCGCCGACUUCACCCCGCCAGAGUCAGUCGGACGCGCGGCGUGAGGGGACGCUGCUGCCGCUGUCACAAGUGAUGCCAGACCCCAGAUGUGGUUUGCAGAGAAGGUCCGUGCGGCGGUCGGACGAACCUCGUCAGGGUUUCUCUGCGCCGACCAAGGACAGCAUCACCAUCCGAGUUCGCUCAGGCCGUGAUGGGCCGCCUGAGCCGGCCCGUGCUGGCGGUUGUGUGGGCCGGACCUCGUGCCUGAGGCGGCUACCCUUCGGCUGACGGAGCUCCAGCUGCCUGUCUGUCAGGUGCGCCCAAAAGAUCAUGGAGCCCCAGCUGUUUGCCUGCCAGGGGCGCUUGAGUGUUCACGGAGCUCCAGCUGUCUGUCUGCCAGGCGCGCUCGAAUGAUCACGGGGCUCUGUCUGUCUGCCAGGCGCGCUCGAAUGAUCGCGUAGCUCUGUCUGUCUGCCAGGCGCGCUCGGAUGAUCUUUCAUUUCCGUCAUCAGGGGUGGCGAGUGUCGGCAAUGAGCGCUAAUUGCCAGCUCAAGAAAAUAUCUGUAUGUAUUUCUGUCAAGACCAGUGUUCCCGAUUUUUAUAUAGUGGCUCUCUUCUCCGUCACGUGGUCUCACAAAGUGUUUGUUGUCACAGCGCCACGCUGUGCCCAGCCGUGUUCGUGUUCAUAUGACUUCGAUCUGUCUGUGAGCAGAAGGCUCCGCUGUGUCAUCCUGUGUGUGUUGAAUGGCGGCGUCUGGGAGACGCAGAGUCUGACCGGGGCGCCCCGGGCCGGGCUCGGCUCGCGUCGGGCCCGCGCCGCUCGAGCCAUGUGCCUCGGCGCCUGACCGGGGUUG
Messenger RNA from Pollicipes pollicipes, 1851 nucleotides. RefSeq names its product methyl-CpG-binding domain protein 2 (gene MBD-like). The record is from RefSeq and is a predicted model, not a curated record. Lineage: Eukaryota; Metazoa; Arthropoda; Thecostraca; Pollicipedomorpha; Pollicipedidae. Gene Ontology annotation, molecular function: methyl-CpG binding. Gene Ontology annotation, cellular component: nucleus. Bases 129 to 884 code for a protein of 251 amino acids. Gene Ontology annotation, biological process: DNA methylation-dependent constitutive heterochromatin formation; negative regulation of transcription by RNA polymerase II. The transcript is spliced from 7 exons.